UUUCUUUGACUCUAGCUGAUCUCUCUAGCUGCACUAAUUACAGCUCCUUUUUACCAUCUUCACCACAAGGAACAAGAUUUUCUAGCAUCAGAGUCAUCUGACCAAAGAGAAAACCAACAAUGUCUAGCAUCAUGAAAGUGUUUCUGCUCCUGGCUGUCAUGGUCUACAUCUCUGAAGCCCAACUCGAUGACUCAGGACAGCAGUGUCUGUGUCAGCGCGUCAGGAAGGGAAUUGCCUCAAAGUCUGAAGUAAAGGACAUCCAGAUAUACCCAGCAACCAUCUUCUGUGACAAAGUGGAGAUUGUUGUCACCCUCAACAGCGGCCUUCGCUAUUGCCUGAACCCAAAGUUGAACGCAGUGAAAAGACUCCUGGCUAACGUCAUGAAACACAAAAACUCUUCAACAGCCAGACCUACUGAGCUCACUUCUACCACACGCAGCACUAGCACAGCUCACAUCUAAUUCUCUCUUUACCUCCUCAAUAAGAAGCUCAGAUGAACUCGGACCCCCAACAAAGGCACCUCAAACAAAUGUAUAUGUGAAAUGAAUGAAACUUUUUGUCCGUUUAUUUUCUAUUUAUACUGAUGUGCACUUACAGUAUA
Molecule: messenger RNA, 601 nt
Organism: Micropterus dolomieu (smallmouth bass)
Lineage: Eukaryota; Metazoa; Chordata; Actinopteri; Centrarchiformes; Centrarchidae
Product: C-X-C motif chemokine 10-like
Exons: 4
Coding region: 120-461 (113 amino acids)
Biological process (GO): inflammatory response; chemokine-mediated signaling pathway; neutrophil chemotaxis
Cellular component (GO): extracellular region
Molecular function (GO): chemokine activity; CXCR chemokine receptor binding
Source: RefSeq, a predicted model, not a curated record